Molecule: messenger RNA, 888 nt
Organism: Lachnellula hyalina
Lineage: Eukaryota; Fungi; Ascomycota; Leotiomycetes; Helotiales; Lachnaceae
Gene: RRI1
Product: COP9 signalosome complex subunit
Exons: 1
Coding region: 1-888 (295 amino acids)
Biological process (GO): protein deneddylation
Cellular component (GO): cytoplasm; COP9 signalosome
Molecular function (GO): metallopeptidase activity; protein binding; deNEDDylase activity
Source: RefSeq, a predicted model, not a curated record
AUGGUUAUGCACGCACGAACUGGCGGCACCCUGGAAGUCAUGGGCUUGAUGCAAGGCAAAAUAUCCGGAGACACAUUUAUCGUCACAGACGCCUUUAGGUUACCUGUCGAAGGCACUGAAACCAGAGUUAAUGCCCAAGACGAAGCAAACGAAUACAUGGUUGGGUAUUUGCAGGCCUGCCGUGAUCAGGGAAAAUUGGAGAACGCAGUUGGCUGGUACCACAGUCACCCAGGCUACGGCUGCUGGCUCAGUGGCAUUGAUGUCAGCACACAGUUCACACAACAGACGUUCUCAGACCCUUUCCUUGCAGUUGUCAUCGACCCAGACCGUACCAUCUCUGCAGGCAAAGUUGAAAUUGGUGCCUUUAGAACCUAUCCCGAAAACUAUAAACCCGCUGAAACCAGUGCUGAAGACGGAUAUCAGACCAUUCCGUUGGCAAAGAUUGAGGAUUUUGGUGCUCACAGCAGUCGAUACUACUCUUUGGAAGUCUCUCACUUCAAGAGUACGCUUGAUACCCACCUGUUGGAGCUGUUGUGGAACAAAUACUGGGUCCAGACCCUCAGCCAAAGCCCGCUAUUCACCAAUCGCGAUUACAGCAGCAAGCAGAUGCUUGAUCUCAGCAGUAAGAUCGGGGAGGCCUCAAAAUUGAUUUCACGAUCUGGAAGAGCACCAACUGGAUCACUGGGAGGGAAGGCUGUGGAUGAGAAGAUGGAUAAGGCGGUGAGGGAUAGCAACAAGAUUGCUGGAGAGGAGAUGACGGGAUUGAUGGCUGGUGAGAUUAAGGCGAAGCUCUUCAAUGGGCUGGGAGAUGCGGACAAGGAACAGAAGACCGCUCAGCCUGCUGCUGCUGUCGCGGUUGAGACUGAGAUUGAGGCUAACGCAUCAUGA